This is a messenger RNA of Arabidopsis lyrata subsp. lyrata, 1371 nucleotides long. RefSeq names its product probable ADP-ribosylation factor GTPase-activating protein AGD13. Lineage: Eukaryota; Viridiplantae; Streptophyta; Magnoliopsida; Brassicales; Brassicaceae. Gene Ontology annotation, molecular function: GTPase activator activity; phospholipid binding. The coding region runs from base 143 to 1153 and encodes 336 amino acids. The record is from RefSeq and is a predicted model, not a curated record. The transcript has 9 exons.
UUGAUUUGAUAAAAAAGAAAAGUGAGCACGUAGUUGUCAUUUGCCAUUUUUCUUGUAAAUUCACCUCUUUCCUUAGUCUAUCUAUCCUCCCUUCCCCAACAUUGAUUUUGUUUGAUGAUUGUUGGGUUUUGAAAGAAGAGCAAUGAGCAAUUAUGCAGCCGGACUCGGUAAGCCUGGCUCAGGUAAAAGGAGAAUCAGAGAUCUUUUAAAUCAACCUGAUAACCGAGUCUGCGCUGAUUGUGGCGCUUCUGAUCCUAAAUGGGCAUCAGCAAAUAUCGGGGUAUUCAUUUGCUUAAAAUGUUGCGGUGUGCACAGAAGCCUCGGCACUCAUAUCUCAAAGGUUUUGUCUGUGACACUUGAUGAAUGGUCAGAUGAGGAAGUCGAUUCCAUGAUUGAAAUUGGAGGAAAUGCGUCUGCUAAUUCAAUUUACGAAGCUUUUGUACCUGACACAUGCUCUAAGCCUGGACCUGAUGUUAGUCAUGACCAGCGUAUGAGAUUCAUUAGGGCAAAAUAUGAACUGCAAGAGUUUCUGAAGCCAAGCUUGCGGAUUACAUCCGGGAAAUGCUCAACAAAGAGUUCAGCUUUUCUUACAUCAAGUCUUUCUAGAAAGAUCAUGGAUAGUUUUCGCACAAAUUCAUCAUCACAGAAGAUAUUUCAGGAAGGAAUGGUAGAGUUUAUUGGAUUGUUGAAGGUGACUAUUAAGAAAGGUACUAACUUAGCAAUCAGAGACAUGAUGUCAAGUGAUCCAUAUGUUGUGUUGAAUCUAGGGAAGCAAAAACUUCAGACAACUGUUGUGAAUAGUAAUUUGAACCCGGUAUGGAAUCAAGAACUCAUGCUGUCUGUUCCUGAGAGCUAUGGCCCUGUGAAAUUGCAAGUGUAUGAUUAUGAUACAUUUUCUGCUGAUGACAUAAUGGGGGAAGCAGAGAUUGAUAUCCAACCUUUGAUAACAUCUGCAAUGGCUUUUGGGGAUCCAGAAAUGUUUGGGGAUAUGCAGAUUGGGAAAUGGCUAAAAUCGCAUGAUAAUCCACUAAUAGAUGACAGUAUCAUUAACAUUGUUGAUGGGAAAGUGAAACAGGAGGUUCAGAUCAAGCUUCAGAAUGUAGAGUCUGGAGAAUUAGAGCUAGAAAUGGAAUGGCUACCACUUGACCAAUAAGUGUCAAAUAGGGUCUCAUAACCUCUAUAAUGUAUUUUGACUGAUUCAUUCUUUGCUUUUUUUUUUUACUGAAUCUUCACUGGGUGGAAAUUUUCACAACUCUUUUUUGCAUUUUUAUCCUCAUCCCAGAGGAAAAUGUAUGUUGAUGUUUGUAUAACCCAAUGGAUUACUAUGAUGUUUUUGAUUGAUGGAAAAAGGAGAAAUAUCCAUCUUAUGUA